This is a messenger RNA of Aspergillus clavatus NRRL 1, 1386 nucleotides long. RefSeq lists its product as uncharacterized. The record is from RefSeq and is a predicted model, not a curated record. Gene Ontology annotation, molecular function: N-acetyltransferase activity. The coding region runs from base 1 to 1386 and encodes 461 amino acids. The transcript has 2 exons. Lineage: Eukaryota; Fungi; Ascomycota; Eurotiomycetes; Eurotiales; Aspergillaceae.
AUGGACCAGCUCGAGCGGUUACGUGCAGUUGGUCGAUUGGAGCAAUACUCCACGGCGCGGCAUCAUAUCAAAUUCUAUUUGAACGUCUCUGUGGUAGCGACAUACACACUGCCUGAUACUUUCAACCCCCCCGUCAAGGAUUAUGUAUACAAGGCGUGUGAGGUACUCAUUGGCCAGCAUCCGAUCCUAUCUGCUGUUCCUGUAGGCGAGGACACCAAGGAGCCCUACUUUGCACGUCUCCCGCAGAUCGACCUCGAGAAGUCGAUUUCGUUCCAAGAUCGUGCUCAUGUUGUGCCUGAGGGCGAUGAGUCAGAUGCAGAGCUGGAGGCGCUUGUAAAUGUUCAGCAUAAUGAAACAUUUGCGCCGCUACUGCCGUUUUGGAGACUGUGUGUUUUGAAUGAUACUAUACACGGACGUCGGUUUACAGCUGCUUUUGUCUAUCACCAUGCCAUCGGCGAUGGAACAUCAGGCAAGGCGUUCCAUAAAGCGUUCCUCCAGGCUUUGCAUGAUACUGGCCCAUCCCUCUCUUCCGGUGAGGUUAAGCAGCUUGUCACACCGCCCCAGGUACCACUGCUGCCUAGUGCAGAGGAAGCUCUCCCGCCUGCCGUAUCUAUUCCUUUUCUGGUGACCACGCUAUUCAAGGAAAAUAUUUGGUCCUGGACAGAUCCGGGACUCUGGACCGGCUCGGAGGUGAUUGUACCGCUCGAGACUCAGAUGCGCCACAUCGUCUUCUCGGAAUUUACCACAUCCUCCUUGAAAGACUGUUGUCGUCAAAAAAACACGACCAUCACUGCAGCCCUACAAACGUCAAUUGCGCGUGCGCUUUUCGCACACAUCCCGGACAGUUUCACGAGCGUCCAGUGCUCCGGUGCUAUGUCCAUCCGCAGAUGGCUUGAUCAGGACAUCAUCACAGAUGAUUCGAUGGGCGUAUGGGUCCAAGAUUACGACGAAACAUACUACCGUGACAAGGUUGCAGGAGCCUCUUUCCCAUGGGACGAGGCGCAGCGGUCUCGCCAGACGAUCGAGAAAGUCCUAAGUUUGAAGGGCAAGAACGCCGGCCCUAACCUACUCCAAUAUGUAAGUGACAUCCACCAGCUGUUCCUGUCGAAGGUUGGAAAGCCGAGGAAGAGCACAUUUGAGGUUUCCAAUGUCGGAGUUCUGGCGUCGAAGUCUGGGCAGGACGCCACAAAACCGCAGAUUGGAAGAAUGGUCUUCUCUCAGAGUGCCAGUGUUACGGGGAACGCGAUCGAGGUGUCGGCAAUCACGGGUACUGAUGGCUGCCUCGUUCUAUCUUUCUCUUGGCAGACACAUGUCGUGGAUGUGAAUCUGAUGUCGGCUGUUAUGGAGUCAGUCAGGACAGAGUUGAUCUGUAUUUGCUCUGAGUAG